Molecule: messenger RNA, 2992 nt
Organism: Drosophila kikkawai
Lineage: Eukaryota; Metazoa; Arthropoda; Insecta; Diptera; Drosophilidae
Product: protein SERAC1-like
Source: RefSeq, a predicted model, not a curated record
UAAUUUUUUGUGCAGUGUGAAAUAUUUGAUUUGAUUUUAGCAUAUUUAAUUGGGGAGAGCUCCCCCCUCUAGAAAGUUUUUCAAUUACUCCUAGAUUUAAGGGUCUUUUUGCUGGCUGAAAACAAACUAACAAUAACCCCAGCAGGCUCUCCGAUCACUGUCUCCAAUCCGAGUGGGAACUUUCAGUUUUUUAGAAACCAAAAACAGCUGUCGAGUGAUUUAAAUCGUUUGCAAAAUAAAACAAAAAAAAUAACCGGGGGCGGCGGCGGCUGUGACUGUGCAACAAUCCAAGUCGAAAUUGAGCGUGCGGUGUGUGUGCGUGCUCCUGUUGUGUGUGCGUGAGCGUGUGUGUGAGUGUGUGGCCAUGUCCUGGAAGGCUCUAAAGACCCAAUGGCAACGUCACCCCAGGUUCGCCCGCCUGCUGAUGGCCGGCAGCGUUAGUUUGGCCACCGCCGCCGGCUUUUGGCUGUGGAAUGCCGGUAAGAUGCGCCACUUCCUGGAGCGCCUCAAGCAGCCGGAGGAGGAGCCGGCCCGCCGGCAGGCUGAGUACAUCUACAUCAAGUACCACAUCUAUCGCGAGUCCAUGCGCCAGCUGCAGCAAAAGCAGGAGGACGACAAGAAGUGGAUCAGCGUGAUCGUGAAUCCCAUUGGCAAGUGGUGGAAGGCGGCCAAGCAUUCGGUGGCCUGGCGGCUCCUCAACAUAGCCCAAAUGGGCAGCCAGUCGGAGCGUUUGAAGGCUGUCCAGCAGCUGGUUUGCAUGAAUCACCUCAAGGACUGGGACUUUCGGCAUUUGGCCCAGAUCUGUGAUGCCCGCACGGCCGUCUCCCUGGCCCGCUCCGGCGCCGACACCCGCUGGUUCAUGCCCGUCCAUCGACGCGGCUGCAUCAAGAAUCCCAAGCUGCUGCUCUCCGAGCUGCACACAAUGCUCUCCCAGCUAAGGCCGCUCUCCUGCGUGGAUCACUUCUUUGCCAAGUACUUCCCGGAGCAGCAGGCACAGCAGGGAUCGGGUGAGGAUUCCACCCAAGAGCAGACCAUUGUCCUGUCCUCGGCCGACAUGGAUUUGCUGCGGGAAAUCAUCUCUUUCCUGCAUCACAUCAGCAAGGAUCACCAGGUCUCGGCCAAUAUCAUCCGGGAGGGCGGCCUGGUGCAUCUCAUGGAGCUGCGCAAGAUCUUCAGCGAGGACAACGAGACCCUGUCCACCCUGUGCAAGGUCUUGGCCAACAUGUCUGCCGUGCCCACUGCCGUGGAGCAUUUCUUUGCCACUGGAUGGAUUGGUGUCCUGGCCGAGUGGCAGCAGUGUCCCGAUCUCCGGCUGCAGGUGAUCUCCGCCAAGGCGAUGGCCAAUCUGGAUCGGGAUGAUCCCAACCAGUGCAUCUAUCCGCCGAAUGUCUAUCCGCUGCAUCCGCGCAUACGCACUGCCCGCAAGCCCAAGGCGGAUAUCAUCUUUGUGCAUGGCCUCAUGGGCGGGGUGUUUGUCACCUGGCGGCAGAGGAACCGGAAGACCACGGAGCUGAAUAUCUACGGAAAGAAUGCCUUUUACACCAGCCAGUCCAAGGAUCUGUUUGUGGCCGCCGAGCAGUGGCGGCAGCAGGCCAAGACUAGCAGUUCGGAAACCCCUGAGGAUCCCUCCGAGAAUCCGGAUAGCCAGUCCGCGGAGGAGCCAGUGCCCGACUCUGUGGUCAAGGCAUCCUCUAGAAAGACGAACCACCGCAAGCAGCUCAACGGCAGCGACGGCACCAUGGAGUUUGUCAAGAAACUAAGGGGCUCCGACCUCGACGCCGACUGGGAGGUGGUUCAUCCGGACAUCCCUUUGAAUGCCAGCGAGGAUUGCGCCGGCACCUUUAGCGUCUCGGGCAACGAGUGGCACAACCAGGACACCAGCGAGGAGUACACCAACUGUUGGCCCAUGGAGUGGCUGCCGGACGAUUAUCCCGAUGCCCGGAUCAUUGGCAUCGACUACACCUCUGCCCUCACCGAAUGGUCGGCCAACUUCACCAAGUACUGCCCCUGCGAGCGCGGCCAGGGACAGUUUGAGGUGCGGGCCAGCACUUUGCUGGAGCGGAUCGUGGCCUCGGAUGUGGGCAACGAUCGUCCGAUUGUGUGGAUAGGUCACUCCAUGGGUGGCCUGCUCACCAAGCUCAUACUGAUCAAAUCCUCGGAUUCAGAGGAUCCCAAGGUCCAGCAGCUGGCCAAGAGCACGCGGGGAAUUGUCUUUUUGGGUACACCUCAUCGGGGCUCGCCCAUUGCCAAGUGGAAGCAGCACAUGCAGAUGAUCUUGUCGCCCUCCAUCGAGGUCAAGGAGAUGGAGGAGAAUGCCCCCAAGCUGCUGGAGAUGCAUCGGAGGUUCAUGGACUGCCUGCACAGGUUUCUGCAUCGCGUGAAGGUGGUCAGCGUGGCGGAGGGUUCGCCGACGAUGCUCACCAGUUUCAAGUUUCCGCUGCGCAUUGUCACGGAGGAGUCCUCGCGUAUUGAUUUUGGGGAUUACUACCUGCUGAACGAUGACCACUUGGGGCUGUCCAAGCCCAUCUACAGGCAGUCCUUUCUCUACCAGCGGCUGUUGCAUGUGAUUCACGAGGCGGUGAGGGAAAACGAUGGGGCAGAGGGUGCGGCAGAGGAGCGGAAAGAAGAAAAAGAUCGUCAAGGAGAAGGAGCAAGAGCAGGAGACCCAGCAGAGGCGGAGGCGGAGACGGAGCAGGAGACCCCUCCCCACUCGGAGGAACGCCUCAUGAGCCUGGUGGCCAACUUAAGACUGUUUGACCUGCUGCCCCGGUUGGCCCUGAGAUUUAGUCCUUGAUUUUAGGGCUUAAAAUUGGCCUGAAACCGGACUAAACUUAACCCUUUUGGUGGGUUUUAUGGCUCCACUCUGGGGCCCACAUAUCGCCCCUUUACAAAUCCUGGCCAGAAUCCACAGCACAGCCUUUUCACACUCAUCUUUAUAUAUAUAUCUGUACAUGCCGAGAAUUAUUUCAUAAAAAGCAUAAAACCAUUGGCA